Messenger RNA from Xylaria bambusicola, 1237 nucleotides. RefSeq lists its product as uncharacterized. The coding region runs from base 386 to 1015 and encodes 209 amino acids. The record is from RefSeq and is a predicted model, not a curated record. The transcript has 2 exons. Lineage: Eukaryota; Fungi; Ascomycota; Sordariomycetes; Xylariales; Xylariaceae.
GUAGAGAAUGACCGCGCCCUACACCACCACCCAUGAUCCCAUCCCGUUAUCACGAAGACAAUGUCACAACCCACCGGGGCGGAUGACCCGCUGAGCUCUGACUCGCUGGCGGGCGUAAGAGGGGGUGCUGACUGGGUAAUCUAUCGUGUCGCCGCGGCGGGCGGCGGCAGGAGAACGAGGAAGAAAAGCCGCCGCGAGCGUGGUGUGACCAGGCUCAGUAUCAGCAAGUAGGUGGUGCAGUCUCUGUUCUUUAUUUGCAUCCAACAGUGGCACAGACGCCGAGCUGAGCCGAAGAUAAGACUGAGGCCGGCAAUGAGAUGAUGAUGACGAAGAGGGAUGGGGAUGUCGUAGGCGGGCGACGAAGACGACUGGGUAGUCGAUUCCGAUGCCGUGGAUUAAGUGUCGCGCCAGCCCAUCACGCCUCGACACUGCCCAAUGCCCUGCAGCGACGAUGGGGUAUCGUCGGGUAGGCGACUGCACGAGGCUUGGCGAUUCCCUGUCUGCAGAGGCUGCGUCAUGGUGGACUGCCGUCCCAGCACUCCGGGACUGUCAAGCCCAGGCUACGCCCUUAUCCAUCUGCUCCCGACCAGACGGUCCAAUCCUGUCGUCGAGCUGUGGUGUGCCGGGUGCGCCGGGCUUCGCGCGCGCUGGCCCUCAGAGUCAAAUCAAGAUUCGAGAUCAGGCUUCGGCUCGGCUGUGGUGGUCGUCAAGCCUUGUCAGGCAUGCAUGGGCAUGGGCAUGGCAUGGCAGCAGCACUGCGAACGAAAACGACGCAACAAGGGAAGCGAUAGGCCGAUCUCUCGUUGCCCAUCCCCAUCCCAUCCACUCCCACAUCCACAUCCCGUCCCCAUCAGCAGCAGCAAGUGCGCAUAUUCCUUCACCGCUUGACCGCUGUCUGUCGUCCCAAUGCUCCCACUGCCGCCUGCGCAUGCUACUAAGUCAGGAUACCAGUACCGACCAGGGAAGGUUAGGUAGGGAGUCUACAUACUUCUCUACUUCUCUACUUCUUGGCUAGGGACACGCCGCUGGAUUCCUCGGCACGCCCGCCAGGCUCCACCACUCAGCUUCGUUUCCGAACGCUACCAAUGAGGGGUGGCCUUGACAUGACCGGCUGACUCGGUGACGAUGACCAUUUUAGGAUGAUUAUUCUUUUUUCUUCUUCUCUCUGUUUGGUCGGGCGUGUCUGUUUGACGAUUUCCUAGCGCCAUGCGCCCUCAUGGUGUAAGGAGACGGGACU